Messenger RNA from Hyalella azteca, 487 nucleotides. RefSeq names its product serine/arginine-rich splicing factor 6-like. The annotation marks the transcript as partial. The record is from RefSeq and is a predicted model, not a curated record. Lineage: Eukaryota; Metazoa; Arthropoda; Malacostraca; Amphipoda; Hyalellidae. The transcript has 2 exons.
AUGGGGGUGGAUGCCUUUGGCCGUAUGAUCCGCCGCCCGGGCAGACGCCACAACUCCCGCUCCGUCUCCAACUCCAGGUCUCCAUCACGCUCCAGGUCUCGCUCCGUCUCCACCAACGGCAGCUCCAGGUCCCGGUCCAUAUCUCCACCUCGCUCCAGGUCCCGACGGAGACGUAAAUACUCACUGUCCCCAUCACGGUCUCGGUCUCGGUCUGACUCCCGCUCGGUCUCUGGGUCCAGUGACUCUGAACCCCGAAGCUCCCGACGACGCAGUACGAAGAAAAACCCCUCUAGACCCCUGGACCCCAGGGUCUCGAACUUGCCCCCCAGCAGUAUAGGGUUCGAGGCGGGUCGUAAGAAGGCUAAAGGAGCCCUCGUCAAGCCCCAGGCGGUGGGGAGGUCCCGUAGGAGGAGGAGGAGUGUGUCCAGGAGCUCUUCUUCGUCGUCCUCCUCCAGCAGCAGCGGCAGCAGCGCCGGCGCCAGACGAG